This is a messenger RNA of Nematolebias whitei (Rio pearlfish), 764 nucleotides long. RefSeq names its product keratinocyte associated protein 2 (gene krtcap2). NCBI's taxonomy places the organism in Eukaryota, Metazoa, Chordata, Actinopteri, Cyprinodontiformes, Rivulidae. The record is from RefSeq and is a predicted model, not a curated record. The coding region runs from base 115 to 525 and encodes 136 amino acids. The transcript has 5 exons.
UCCGGGUAGCGAGUCUUAAAUUUUCUUUCCGUGGGCCGGUGUUUCCCCCUAGAGAAGUUAAAUUUUCUUCUUUCAGUUUUGUCUCCCGGAGUGGAUUCAUUUAAAUUUUCAGUCAUGGCAGUGAACACAGGAACGUCCUUGGUUCUCUCCAGCCUGCUGUCGGUGCUGGUUUUUGCUGGGAUGCAGAUGUUCAGCAAACAGCUGGGAUCCACUGAGUGGCUCACCAUCCUGGGAGGUUUCCUGGGCUCAGUCCUCUUCAUCUGCUCCCUCACUGCUUUCAAUAAUCUAGAAAACCUGGUAUUCGGAAAAGGAUUCCAAGCCAAGAUAUUCCCAGAGAUUCUGCUGUGCUUGUUCCUGUCGCUGUUUGCCUCUGGUCUGGUUCACCGUGUCUGCGUCACCACCUGUCUGAUAUUCUCCCUCUUCGCCUUGUACUACAUCAACAAGAUAUCCGCUGCUCUCUACCAAGCAGCUGCUCCCGCAGUUCCUCUGGCCAAAGUUCCCGGCAAGAGCAAAAAGAAGAACUGAAGAAUCUGCCGUGACACUUUCCUGCUGUUAGCCAGUCAGUACGAUCAAGGUGCUGUUGUUACUGUAACACAGUUUUGUCAAAGCUACUUAACUCAGUGAGUCAUGUUUCUUUGUAUGUUGGUUUUGAAAAGUGCCCCAGGUCUGUAUGUGGCCUUCAUAGUGAACGAAUCCUGAAGUAACUUUUUACAUUCCAUCAAUCCCCGUUUCCUCAGCACUGAUGAGCGUAAAGAGAUUCGACC